Messenger RNA from Pseudopipra pipra, 1806 nucleotides. Its product is annotated as maestro heat-like repeat-containing protein family member 7. The coding region runs from base 96 to 1709 and encodes 537 amino acids. The record is from RefSeq and is a predicted model, not a curated record. NCBI's taxonomy places the organism in Eukaryota, Metazoa, Chordata, Aves, Passeriformes, Pipridae. The transcript has 13 exons. Gene Ontology annotation, cellular component: cytoplasm.
CAGUGGGACUGGAUGAGGCGAGGCAUUUCCCAGGCUUCUCUCUUGCAGCUGCCUUCAAGGCACGACUGCAGGACUUGGGGAGCCAAAGCUUUUCCAUGGCAUCUCUGCUGCAGGUAGCCAUAACACCAGACGGAGACAUGCAGCAGAGACCCCCCACAGUGCCCAAGCUGGCCUGGGUGAAGGAGGAGGAGAAGGAGGAAAGCCCUAGGGCUGCUCCAGCACAGCAGCCUGAAGAGGUGCAGCAGGUGCAGCCCCCGCAGGAGGAUGCAGGCCAGGAGCAGACAGAAGAGCAGCUCCGUGCCCGUGGCCGCUUCCGCAGGGCAGCACAGCUGGUUUGCAGAUUUAUCAGGUGCAUUUGGCAUGAAGAGGCCACUUUCAUGGCCACUGGGGACAUGGCAAACCUCUUCAAUGCCCAGACCAGCGCUGCCCUGCUGGAUAUGUUUGUGGAGAACGGUGUCUACAAAGCAAAGCAAGUGCCAGCCACAGUCAGGUGCAUCCACCAGUGGCUCACGUCCAAUGUGUCUGCUGAGCACAGGCUGGACAAGACUCUGGUCCUGCUGACCAAGGCACACCCCACGGAUGUUGCAGUGACCCUGCUGCGCUCUGCCCCAGCCUGUGACAGGUUUGCAGUGCAGACCGUUAAAGCCCUGCUGCGCCAGCUGCUGGAUGAGGACGUGUUGAUGGCGAUCGGUCGCAAGAGUGGCUGGGACAUGCUCCUCAAGGCUGACAGCCACCACUAUGCAGUGGGUCUGCUGGCCAGGGAGCUGUGCCGUGUCUCCCGCUCCUUCUGCCGCAGCAUCGCCGUCAGCCUGCUCCCGCGGCUCAGCAGGGGAGAUCCCCUGUGGGAACUGCCUGCUCUGGCGUUCCUGGUGGAGGUCCUGCACUGCCUGAACCCCAGACAAUUUGGGCCCAGCGUCCUGCAGAUUAUUUCCAGGCACCUGCGCAGUCAGUGCCCGGAGAGGCGUCGCCUGGCGCUCCGAGGCCUGGUUGUGCUCAGCAGGGAUCCCGCAAUGGCUAAGAGCAUCCAGAGCCUGAAUGAAAGCCUCCUGGAGCUACUGCAGGAUGCAGACACAGAUACAAUUCAGAUGACCCUCUCCGUGUUCAUCAAUGUGCUGGGCUUGAAAAUCAUCCAAAUAUCCAGCCCAAUAGCCCUGAAGUUGCUUGAGGCACUGCGGCCACUCUUUGACAACGAGCACAGCCAGCUGCAGCAGCUCUCCAUGCUCCUCUUCCGGGAGCUGAUGGAAGCGACAGAGAGGAGCAAGAGCCUAAAGCCACACGUGUACCUGAGUCUGGUGCCAUUCUACUUCAACUGGCACGAUGAGAACCAACGUGUGGCAGAGGCCUCUCGGAGAGCACUGUUUGGUGCAGCCAGGUUCCUGAAGUGGAGGGAUCUUGAGAACUUGGUGACCAUGGAGCAGCCAUGGAGGUUUCCCGAGUGCCUGCUGGAAAAGGACAGGAGCCGAGUGGGCCAGUACGUGCGCCAGGCCCUGCCAUUCCUGGAGAGCCCAGAGGAGCCCCUGCGAAAGCUGGCCAUCAAGUUUCUGGGGAUCGCCGCCAGGUCCAUGAAGCAGGAGCAGCCAGAGCUGCAGCUCAUCUGCCAAGCCCUUCAAGACAUCACUGAUGACAGCCCUGCUGUCUCAAACCUGGCCGUUGAAACGCUCCACAUCAUCAGAGCUGUACGGAGAACUUCAUUCUUCCCAUUCUGGUAGUCUCCGUUGCUGCCUCUUCCAGCCUGUAGAGGCAUGACAGAAGACAUCAGACUCGCCAUGGCAGGCCUGGCAAUUCAACACUGCUAUGUGCUGAGAG